Molecule: messenger RNA, 1830 nt
Organism: Suillus clintonianus
Lineage: Eukaryota; Fungi; Basidiomycota; Agaricomycetes; Boletales; Suillaceae
Product: WD40-repeat-containing domain protein
Exons: 7
Coding region: 1-1830 (609 amino acids)
Biological process (GO): transcription initiation at RNA polymerase II promoter
Cellular component (GO): transcription factor TFIID complex
Molecular function (GO): RNA polymerase II general transcription initiation factor activity; protein binding
Source: RefSeq, a predicted model, not a curated record
AUGCCACAGCUCAUCACCACCCUUCGAAAAUUUGGAGCUCAUAACGAACGAGUAAAUGCACUCGUAGUUUUGCCUGAUGGACGGCGUAUGGUCUCCUGCUCGAAUGACAGGACGCUUCGUCUGUGGGACUUGAAGACAGGUGAUGUGAUGAAGAAGAUGGAGGGACACUACGAUAAAGUACUGGCCUUGGCGGUAUCACUAGAUGGGAAAUUGAUAGCAAGCGGUGAUGAGAGCGGAGAGUUCAUUGCCUGGGAGGGAGAAAGUGGCGAAUCUCUCACGGAAGCCAUCAAAGCCCACUCCUAUGCGAUCAAAUCGCUUGACUUUUCUCCCAAUGGCGCGGUACUUGCCACUGCCAGUAUAUUUUCGGGUGAGGUGAAUCUAUGGAGUACAGAAACAUGGCAAAUCCAUGGAGAUCCAAUCGUGUGCAACAACCGUCGCCUGUUCGAGUGCACAAUCCACUGCGUUCGGUAUUCCCCGUCUGGCGAACAUCUUGCCAUCGCGUCAGAGGAGAACAUCAAUAUAUACAAUCCAGCCACAAGGCAAUGCGUCGCAAAAUUCAAGGGUCACAGACGUGAGAACUUAGCACUCGCGUGGAUGCCCGAUGGCACACGGCUGCUCUCGGGAGGCAGUUAUCACGAUCCAAACAUACGGGAAUGGGAUCCAUUGACCUGGCAGCAGGUCGGCAAUCCAUGGACGGACGAUACUUAUAUGAAAUGCGUCCGCACCAUUGCCAUUCAUCCCACUGGCACCCUUGUCGCGUUUGUAUCUGGAGAUGGUGAUGUUCGGCUCUGGCGGAUCUCGGAUCGACGAACCAUCGCCGUCUUCCGCUCAAAGCGCACUAUAGGAGGCGUGCAGUGUCACGGUGUCACCUUCUCCACUGAUGGCGGGCACAUCCUUGGCCACAGAGAUUAUGAUAACGCAAUCUCAGAGUGGGCAGUACCCAAGGACGCGUUGGGGGAGGAUGCUUCCGGUGAACAGCCAUCAAAGGAUGCUUUGCCGAAGGAUAUUCCAGAUGAUAACGCGACAAAGAACACAAGUCAGCAUCGGAUCAUCAUCCUCGUUAUGAACUCGAGAGUCCGCAAUGCGUGCAUAUCUGGGGACUUGCCCACCGCCGAACAGUCGCUCACACAAGAGAUCGAUGAUAAUUCCAAGAACUACGUCUCCUACGCCAAUCGCUCAUUCGUUAUGGCGAGAAAGUUGGACUGGGACCAAGCGCUUCAUGAUGCAACUGCCUCUGUCAGCAUUAAGCCCUCCCUCAUAGGCUAUUUCACCAAGGGCCUCGCCCUCUGCGGCAAACAACAGUUCUGGGACGCAACGAAAGCCUUUGACCUCGCGUUCACAUUCACGGACGGAGAUUCAAAGAAGGCUCAUUACCUUUUCUUGAUUAAGGCAGGUAGCUUUCCUAUUCAUGAAGAGGGUGUGCUCCCCGUCCAAGAACUAGCUAUCCGUCCCAAUCCUGAUCCUCUGGCUUGUCGUGUCGUGGAAGCGUAUAUGCGAGUCCAGCUGGGAACCAUUGCCGCGAAUGGCGCCCGUCACCAUGAAGCUGCUGAUCACUUCACUGCCGCUGUCGAAGCAGGUGCUUUCUUCUCUAAAUUGGACAUUCAUUCUAUGUAUGAGGAUUUUGUCGUGCUUUUUGGCUGGGAUCUCGAGUCCUUGUGGGAAGUUGCAAAUCUGAAACGGUUAUAUGCACUACUCCGGACAGCCCGAUUUGGGGCAGCCCUCGAAUCUUACCGACACAUGAUGGACAUGAGUGACGAACCCACGAAGGCCCACUUUCUUGCUUGGACGUCUGGCAAGUUUUCGGUAAUGUUACCCGUGCGACGAUGCUGA